Solanum dulcamara is the source of this 625-nucleotide messenger RNA. Its product is annotated as 8-hydroxygeraniol dehydrogenase-like. Gene Ontology annotation, molecular function: cinnamyl-alcohol dehydrogenase activity; zinc ion binding. The transcript is spliced from 3 exons. Gene Ontology annotation, biological process: lignin biosynthetic process. NCBI's taxonomy places the organism in Eukaryota, Viridiplantae, Streptophyta, Magnoliopsida, Solanales, Solanaceae. The coding region runs from base 16 to 597 and encodes 193 amino acids. The record is from RefSeq and is a predicted model, not a curated record.
AAUAAGAAUUGAGCUAUGGAGAAAUCACCAGAGGAAGCACACCCUGUUGAGGCUUUUGGUUGGGCUGCUAGAGACACUUCUGGAUUCCUCUCCCCAUUCAAAUUCUUUAGAAGGGCAACGGGCGAUAAGGAUGUUAAAUUGAAGGUUCUUUAUUGUGGUAUCUGUCAUUCUGAUAUUCAUCAAUUGAAGAAUGAAUGGGGAUCUUCUCUAUACCCUCUAGUCCCCGGACAUGAAAUCAUGGGCGAAGUAACUGAGGUUGGGAGGAAGGUAGAGAAGCUCACCGUUGGGGAGAAAGUUGCUGUCGGGGGAUAUUGUGGAUCAUGUCGAUCUUGUGAAGACUGCACGAACAAUCUUGAGAAUUAUUGCUCCAAAGGAAUAGCUACCUACAAUGCAAUCUACAAUGACGGAACACCAACGUAUGGAGGCUACUCAGACAUGAUAGUUAUAGAUGAACAUUUUGUGUUUCAUGUACCAGAAAACUUGCCCUUAGCUGCAGCAGCCCCUCUGCUUUGUGCUGGAAUUACAAUGUACAGCCCAUUGAGAUACUUUGGACUAGACAAACCGGGCAUUUAUACUGUUGUCACGUUCAAAAAUUAAUGAAGAGUUUAUCCACUGGCCUGGCCAC